Molecule: messenger RNA, 534 nt
Organism: Aspergillus melleus
Lineage: Eukaryota; Fungi; Ascomycota; Eurotiomycetes; Eurotiales; Aspergillaceae
Product: putative DRAP deaminase
Exons: 1
Coding region: 1-534 (177 amino acids)
Molecular function (GO): diaminohydroxyphosphoribosylaminopyrimidine deaminase activity
Source: RefSeq, a predicted model, not a curated record
AUGUCCUUCACACUUCAUCACCCACAAAUCGCAGCCGGAGAUCACAAAGGCUAUAUGGAAUACGCCCUGGAACAGGCCCGCCUGUCUCCCCCAGCACCAACCAAGUUCUGCGUAGGCGCAGUCCUCGUAGACGCCGAGAAGAACGAGAUCCUAUCGACCGGAUAUUCAAUGGAGUUGACCGGUGACAGACCAAGCGAUCCAGGAAACACGCAUGCAGAGCAAUGCUGCUUGAUCAAAGCUGCUGAGCAGCACCAUGUGCCGGAAGAUCAACUUGCAUUAGUAUUGCCGAAAGAAACUGUUCUAUACACGACUAUGGAACCGUGCAGUAGGAGAUUGAGCGGUAACAGGACUUGUGUUGACAGGAUCUUGAAGCUCAAAGAUGUGGUUCGAGCGGUUUAUGUGGGGAUUCGGGAGCCAGAGACGUUCAUUGCGGAGAAUACGGGGAGAAAGAUGCUAGAGGGUGCGGGGGUUAAGGUCGAGGUGGUGGAGGGAAUGCAACAACGCAUCCUGGAAGUCGCUACUGCUGGGCAUUGA